Mesocricetus auratus (golden hamster) is the source of this 1468-nucleotide messenger RNA. RefSeq names its product ALX homeobox 1 (gene Alx1). The record is from RefSeq and is a predicted model, not a curated record. The transcript has 4 exons. NCBI's taxonomy places the organism in Eukaryota, Metazoa, Chordata, Mammalia, Rodentia, Cricetidae. Bases 178 to 1158 code for a protein of 326 amino acids. Gene Ontology annotation, biological process: negative regulation of DNA-templated transcription; embryonic skeletal system morphogenesis; positive regulation of transcription by RNA polymerase II. Gene Ontology annotation, molecular function: RNA polymerase II transcription regulatory region sequence-specific DNA binding; DNA-binding transcription activator activity, RNA polymerase II-specific.
UGCCCCUUCUGCAGCCCGGACAUAUUAAGAGGCUGGGAGCUGGGCAGCUCCCGGCGUCGCGGGGCUCGCUUCCCUUUCCCUCCUCUCUGACCCACCCUCCUCCCGCCCACUGCUCCCUCCUCCCUCCGCGCCCUCCAUCCUCCGCGCCCCAGAGCAGCCAGACAGCCUUCCAGGAUAAUGGAGUUUCUGAGUGAGAAGUUUGCCCUUAAGAGCCCGCCAAGUAAAAACAGUGACUUUUACAUGGGCACAGGAGGCGCGUUGGAGCACGUUAUGGAGACGCUGGACAAUGAGUCCUUUUAUGGCAAAGCGACGGCAGGCAAAUGCGUGCAGGCCUUCGGGCCGAUGCCGAGAGCUGAGCAUCACGUGCGCCUAGACAGGACCUCGCCCUGUCAGGACAGCAGCGUGAACUAUGGGAUCACCAAAGUGGAAGGACAGCCUCUUCACACCGAGCUGAAUCGAGCAAUGGAUAGCUGCAACAAUCUCAGGAUGUCUCCUGUGAAAGGGAUGCCAGAGAAGGGUGAGCUGGAUGAACUUGGGGACAAAUGUGACAGCAAUGUAUCCAGCAGCAAAAAAAGGAGACACAGAACUACCUUCACCAGUUUGCAGCUGGAGGAAUUAGAAAAGGUCUUCCAAAAAACCCAUUACCCGGACGUCUAUGUCAGAGAACAGCUUGCACUGAGAACAGAGCUCACCGAGGCCAGGGUCCAGGUUUGGUUUCAAAAUCGAAGGGCCAAGUGGAGAAAAAGAGAACGAUAUGGCCAAAUACAGCAAGCUAAAAGCCAUUUUGCUGCCACCUAUGACAUAUCAGUUUUACCAAGGACUGACAGCUACCCACAGAUUCAGAACAAUUUGUGGCCGGGGAAUGCAAGUGGUGGUUCUGUGGUUACGUCAUGCAUGUUACCACGUGAUGCGUCCUCCUGCAUGACACCUUAUUCUCACUCGCCUCGGACAGAUUCCAGUUACACGGGAUUUUCAAACCACCAGAAUCAGUUCAGCCAUGUGCCCCUCAACAAUUUUUUCACUGACUCUCUUCUCACUGGGGCUACCAACGGACACGCAUUUGAAACAAAGCCAGAAUUUGAAAGGAGGUCUUCCAGUAUCGCUGUUCUGAGAAUGAAAGCCAAGGAGCACACCGCCAAUAUUUCAUGGGCCAUGUAACAUACAGUACUGUUUUAUUUUUCUUUUCAUAGCAAAGUAAGACAUUCUUAUUUCUCAUAUUUAAUGGGUACCACAAUAAGCUGCUGUGUGUGGAAGGCUAACGGUCAAGAUAUACAGUGAGACCAGCUUAUAUGAAUAGUUGUUAUUAUUUAACAUUAAAAUCUAAGAAUGGACCUCUGAAAGGACUAAAUAGGUUUACCAUGCACUAGCCUCCACAAACUCUGUUUUAGUAGUAAGUUUUUUUUCCUAUUGUACAAGUCAAUGAAAUAUGGUCAUGCAACUUCUUAAAGGAAUAAAUGUAUUAAACAAA